UUGCCAGUAAACAAAAGAAAAGAGGAGGAGUCGAAACAAAAUGAAUGUUUUUCUUAUUUUAUCAUCAUGGAAGAAAAAUAGAACACGACCCGAAAUUCAAAACCUUAAAAAAAAAAAAAAAAACACCAAUAUUAAAAGGGCAAUUAGUUCCACUCUUGUCUCUCUACCUCAGGUUCAGUCAGGGUGGUGGUAACCCUGCUCCAUGCCUCUGUCUUUGUGUGUGACUGCGUGAGGAAAGAAAGCAUUUUUAAUUUUUUUUUUUUUAUACAUUUUGAUUCAACAUGGCUACAGAAGGUGAAGAACAAGUAUCCAUCUUCAAACCAUUGAUUGAUGAUAUCCAUCAUCAUCAUGAACAAGAUGUGGGGAUUCUUCAACAAGGGUUGUUACGUGAUGAGGACGAUGACAGAGGGAUUGGGAGUGGUUUUAAGAGGAAAGAAAUCGUGGAGGAAGUCAAGAAGCAGAUAUGGUUAGCUGGGCCACUCGUUUGUGUCAGCCUUUUACAGUUCUGUUUGCAGUUGAUUUCUGUGAUGUUCGUUGGCCAUCUUGGCAAAUUGGCUCUCUCUGCUGCUUCCAUGGCCACGUCUUUUGCGUCUGUUACUGGUUUUAGCUUACUGAUGGGGAUGUCUAGUGCUUUGGACACAUUAUGUGGUCAGUCUUACGGAGCAAAGCAAUACCAUAUGCUUGGCGUACACAUGCAAAGAGCUAUGAUUGUGCUCUUCCUUGUAUGCAUCCCUCUUGCAGGCAUUUGGGCUAACACUGGUCACAUUCUUAAGUUUUUAGGACAAGAUCCUCAAAUAUCAGAACAAGCUGGUGUUUAUGCUAAGUACAUCAUUCCUAGCCUUUUUGGAUAUGGCCUACUUCAGUGUCAUGUGAGGUUUUUACAGACUCAGAACAAUGUCUUUCCCAUGAUGUUAACAUCCGGAAUCACUACCUUAUUGCAUAUCCUGGUAUGCUGGUUUCUAGUUUUCAAGUCUGGCCUUGGAUUCAGGGGAGCAGCCCUCGCGAAUGGCAUCUCGUAUUGGGUCAAUCUUUCUCUGCUAGCACUAUACGUAAGGAUUGCUCCUUCAUGUAAAAAGACUUGGACUGGAUUUUCAAAAGAAGCACUGCAUGAUAUUCCCAAUUUUCUUAAGCUUGCCAUCCCUUCAGCUAUCAUGAUUUGUUUGGAGAACUGGUCAUUUGAGAUGAUGGUUCUGCUUGCGGGUCUUCUGCCAAAUCCGCAAUUGGAAACCUCCGUGCUCUCUAUCUGCCUCAAUACAGCUGCAACUGUUUGGAUGAUUCCCUAUGGACUAAGUAAUGCCAUAAGCACGCGAGUGUCAAAUGAGCUAGGAGCCGGUCAUCCAAAGACAGCACGUCUGGCAGUGUAUGUUGUAUUGCUAACAGCAUUAACUGAGGGCAUCCUUGUUGGAUUAGUCCUCAUAUUGAUACGUAAUGUUUGGGGAUAUGCAUAUAGCAACGACGUGGAAGUGGUAAAAUAUGUAGCUCUCAUGCUGCCUAUACUAGCAACAUCAAACUUGGUGGAUGGAAUUCAGUGUGUUCUUUCUGGUACUGUCAGAGGAUGUGGCUGGCAAAAGAUCGGCGCAUACAUCAACCUUGGAUCAUAUUACAUUGUGGGCAUUCCUGUUGCCAUCUUGUUAGCUUUUGUUCUACAUAUUGGAGGAAUGGGCCUUUGGUUGGGAAUAAUUCUUGCACUGAUUGUACAAGUUGUGUCAUUGUUCACCAUAACUGUGCGCACAAACUGGGAACAGGAAGCAAAGAUUGCUAGAGAAAGAGUUUAUAAUUCUUUGAUCCCUGUGGAUAUUGUGUCAUAAAAGCUUUACAAGCCCAAAAUUUUGAUGUAAAGGAUUUCAAAUAUCCAACACAACCCAGCGCCAGUGGACACAGAGAUGAAGAUUUUGAAACCGCAGGAUGCAGAAUGAUCAACAAUCUGGAGCGAGUUUCCAUUAUGCUGCAAAUUUUUCAUUUUGAUCACAUCACAGAAAUCUUAUGUGCUGUGAAAUGAACCACCUUAUCAGUAAGGUGUUGCUGAAGUUCUUGAUUCUGCAGCUUUGCCAUCAUUGGUACCUCAUUUUUUAACUGUAUAAUUGCAAGCAGCACAACAGUUUUGUAGUAGAGACUUUUACUCAACAAACUCAUAUUACAAAGACAGCUACAGCUACAGCUUUCUACUCAUUCAUGUGUAAAGUGUAAACUCUACACAUUUGUAUGGGAAUUUGUUCAAGAAAACUGUAUGGUUUUGCCGUUUCAUAUGAAAGACACCCAUGUAUCCAUAGCUUCUUUGAAUUUUAUCUAUAUACACAUUUAGAAGAUACCAUG
This is a messenger RNA of Oldenlandia corymbosa var. corymbosa, 2313 nucleotides long. The record is from the annotation of a GenBank genome assembly. NCBI's taxonomy places the organism in Eukaryota, Viridiplantae, Streptophyta, Magnoliopsida, Gentianales, Rubiaceae.